GCUGCUCGAAAGAGAGGAAAGCAAACAAUUUUCAGGCCCGCCGCGUCUAGCAAAAAAUAUGAGAAAAAAAUUAUUAAAAAUUCGGAAAAUAGUUGAAAGUCAAGAAAAACUCAACAGAAAGGAUGUUAAACCGUCCGGGGCCCCUGAGUCCAGGUGGUGUUGAGCACAUAAAACUGGAUAGAAUAAUUGCAUCAGUACUAGCUGAUCACAGCACCCCUGUCCAUGUAGCUGGUCUGCCUUAGGGUGCCAUGGCCACAGGAACCCAGGGCCACAACAUCUUGGAGAAGGCCAAGCCGACACCACCCACAGGGAAGCACAGGAGAGCAGAAGGGAAGCCCAAGAAGAACUUCUCCUGCCAGGAGUGCCAGAAAGCUUUCAACAGUGUGGAGAAGUUGAAGGUGCACUCGUACUCUCACACAGGGGAAAGACCCUACCGCUGCUCCCACCCUGAAUGCACCAAGGCUUUCGUCUCCAAAUACAAGCUGCUACGGCAUAUGGCAACUCACUCACCAGAAAAAAACCACAAGUGUUUAUACUGUGAGAAAAUGUUCCACCGCAAGGAUCACUUAAAGAAUCACCUACACACUCAUGACCCGUACAAGGAGGCAUUCACCUGUCAGGAGUGUGGUAAGAGCUACAACACCAAGCUGGGCUUCAAACGUCACCUUGCACUCCAUGCUGCCAACAGUGGAGACCUCACCUGCCAGGUGUGCCUGCAGCCGUUCCCCAGCACUGGGGUUCUUCUAGAACACCUCAAAACACAUGCCGGCAAGUCCUCUGGUGGGACCAAAGAGAAAAAGCACCACUGUGAGCAUUGCGAGCGGCGAUUUUACACACGUAAAGAUGUGCGACGCCACAUGGUGGUGCACACCGGACGCAAGGACUUCCUUUGUCAAUAUUGUGCCCAGCGCUUUGGCAGAAAGGACCACCUGACACGUCAUGUGAAGAAGAGCCAUGCCCGGGAGCUGCUGAAGGUAAAGACUGAGCCAGCUGAUUCGCUGGAGUCUGUUGUCUAUGACUUAGUGUCUGGGGGCAUUAAGGGUGAGCUCCCACUGACGCAGAGACCACACCAGCUCAACAUGUACACCAGCCCCAUCCUGGACACAGAGCCUUUCCCCACCCCUACACCCCCCCUUUCUUUAAAGUGCUCACUGGGCUCUAACUUUACCUCAUACGCCGGCUCCUCACAGGAGCGUGAGCAGAAUCUAAAGGGAGAACUGGAGACCUACCUGAUGGAGCUGCAGAGCAGCAUGCCCUCAUCAUCUUCAGCAGCCCAAGAAAGCCAACUCUCCUCCUCCAAGCUUGAGUUGGAGCCUCAAGUGAGCGUUCUGGAGGGAGUAAGGGAGGAUGUGUCCCUAUCCAAAAUGUCCACACCACUGGCAGCAGCCACUGCAGGAGACUCUCUGGCCUCAUCCUCCUCCCUGAUGGACUUUUCACAGCUUUUCAACUUUCUUCCGCUCAAUGGGCCGCUGUACAACCAGGCAGGGGGCAACGGGGGGCAGGGUGUUGCCUAUCCACCCAACGAAGAGCCUCCACCUCUGGUUCAGCUACCCCCCCAGCCCUCUGAAGGCCCACAAGCCACAGAGACUCCUCUUCAUGGGCUUCCUUCCUCCUUCAUAUCCAACCUGAGCACACCCACCACACUGCCCCGCUUUCACCAAGCAUUUCAGUGAUUCAAUAUGUACUGCACCUGGCACACGUGCACCGUAACACCAGUAUACUGCAUGUCGAGUGGUAUGACCACAUCAGCAUGCAGACACCAAAACAAGAUGCCAGUUACAUGUUUGAAGAUUUUAGCAUCUCUGUCCUUUUAUAUGACAGCAUGAGCAGACACCAGAUGAUUAGCAGCACACACACACACACGUGUCUACACAAGGUCUGGCUUAAUCAGCUUUCUGAUGGUAACUGCUGGGAUGUAUUUCAUUACAGUCAAAGAAUUCUUUUGUGCUGUGGGUUUUCCAAAUUCUUGAUAUCUUGCUAUUUGCAAGUUUUAUAAUCUGCUGUGAUCUGUUCUGAUUUCCAGAAGAAAUUACUUUUUGCAAAUAGCUUCAGGCUACAGUUUACAUAUCAGUCUUUAAUAACAUUACAAGUAGUGGCCCUCAGUCAUGGGUUCAUCCUUCAACAAAUUUCAGUACACCACUGCGCCCCUAGCAUCAGUGCAAAGACAAGCCACAUAAACAUAAUUUGAGCAAAAAUGGCAAAUACAGAACACAGUGGAACUCUUCAGUAGUAAAUGAAGUCAUAGUAUAUGAUACUGCUACAUUUUGCUGCUAUUUUGUUAAUUUUGCCAAAAGAAUGGGACGCUGGUCUCCUGGAUCAUGUCGAGAAAUAAUGCAAAAAUAAUAAGAUAAACUAAGUUGCAAAAUAUAGUAGAUAUAAUAACUGAGUACAUACAAAGCAAGAAAAGGGCUGCGAUUCAGAGCUAAUAUUAGAAAAAGAAAACCAGUUCAUUAAGCAAAGCAUGGUAGAUUUUGAUUAUUACAGAAGCUCAUCUUUCCUACUUAAAACUUGCAAAAAAUAAAAUGCUGUUAAAUGUACUGACAGAGGGUUUCAACCUCUUUGGGAAUAGUAAAAUGUUGACACACCCCAAAACUCCACAAAAAAUCCCCAGCUGUCCCUGUAGUAGUACUGUAAUACUGUAGCUGUCUUUGAGUUUAUAAGACUUGUGCUUUCACUCCAAUACUGUGACAGUGAUAGGGACUCAAAGCACUGAACAAUUCAGCCCAGUGUACUUACUAAUAACAAAAGAAAUUUGUUUCCAUAUUGGGUGGUUUUCAUGUAAAAAAAAAAAAAAUCGGAUUUACAGACACUGAUAUAAACAUGUUUGCAUUUCAGUGAAAUCUGAUAAUCCACCAACACACUGGUGUUGAACUUAAUGUGAUUAUUAAAUCAGGGCAAAUUCAUCCAAAAUUAUCUGCAUGGAUAGAUAAAAAAAUGAACUGUAUAUUUAAUUCAAAUAAUAGAAACCUAAGAUAAAGUCACCCUUUUUAAAGGGCAUUUUGGUGUGAACACAUCUGUUAUUCUUAUCUUAUCAAGUGAUGGUGUUUUCUACUGUCACACAGGGCUUCCAUCUCUCACCAAACCAUUGGGAGGGGUGCUUCUCAGCAUUGUCCAAGGCUUUUGUUAACUGAGAUUUGGGGCAAAGCUCCAUCCAGCCCAGCAUUUCAUGCCAUUGAAACAUUGGUGAAUGUUCAGUCAUGAGUAGUGAAGAGAAUCAGUGAGCAGUACAGUAGCUGCAUUUCACCUCAGAUAGAAAAUCAGUCUGCACAUCUUGUCUGCUUAUGACAUAACUGACAUGACAUGACUAUCGUGUAUCAUUCAAGACACAGUCAUAUUCAAAUCAUACUUGUGCCUUUUCAAGAAAUACUUUUAAACUGUUUAGCUGUUUGCUGCCAUUUAAAAUCAAUCUGGAAAAAACAAAAGGGACGCUUUUUGAAUGUUACAAUUAAGAGCUGCAAUGGAUCAGGUGCACAACAUAUUUUAUAUUUAUAUAUUUUAUUUUACAGUAGCAUCCUCUAACAUCACCUUUCAGUAAGAAAAACCUAGAUUCUAUUAACCAACUCCAAAAUUUCCAAAGAUUUAUGCUGGACAGACAUCUAGAAUUAUUUAGAUGGCUCUUAGAACAUGGAGUCCUGGGUUUGAAUAGUAUGUAUUGAGUGUGUAAACAUUACAAACCUCCGGUGACAUGUUGGAACAGGCAGAUAUAGAAUGGAGUAUAUGAGAAUAAAUGAGGUUAUUAAGUGAAAAGACAUGUUCAAGAUAUUUUUGCUGACAAAAUACUAACAGAAUCAGAGAGUAAACUACAGUUAGCACUGACAUGUUUCUUAGACAUGUCAAUAACAGCUACCAUCAGCGGUCUCGAUUGUGUUGUUCAUUUAGAUUUUCUAAAUGUGUUGUACUGAAUAGUUGCUAUAGGUGUUGUUGCUCAUAUAAAGGUCCUUUGUUUAGGCUACAUUCAUUUUGACCUCAGAACUCCGUGUGUCACUCCAUGAUAAAUUUUUUAAUGCAAACCUUAGUGAAAAUUCACUUUUUUUUAAUCACCUUCGCAAAAAUUCCUGGUCUGGAUAUCACCUGAAAUACUUGGUCUGUAUCAUAAACAUUUGAGAGAUCAUACAAAGACAUUAAAAGAUGUAUCCAUAUGCUGCAUAUUAGGCAAACUCCAGAUUUAACAUGCAGAAUGCUGAGGUCAUAAGUGUCUAGGUUACUUGUCAGUCCUAUUCCUGUUACUGUGUUUUCUAGGUGCUGCUAGCUAUGGGAUAAUGAUCGUAGUCUCCUUUCUUAGACAAAUAUUACUACAUUAGCACUCAUUAGCCAGCAAAGUAGGGAUGGCUAUCACCCGAAUACCGACUUCUGUACGGAAAGCAGGUUUAUAAUUCUUAUAGUAAGCAUGUCAAACUGGCAUUAUUAACACAACAACCCACAACAUUAAUAAACUAUGAAAGCUCAUAGUGUUGAUGUUAGCUGAUGAAUAUUUUUUUCCUAAAACAAAAAUGACAUUUUAUCUGGAUACAUGAAAUGUUUGAUUCAUAUAUAACCCAACAGUGUUUUCAUUUACCUCACAUACUCAUCUUGUUUUUGUGUUCUGGGCUUCACAAAUAACAAUGAACUAGAAGUGUUAAGUCCUCCCCAAGCCUUCCCCUUUUCCUUCCUGAAUGACAGGACCUGAUGAGACAUGAAUGAAGACAAUAUUUUUCUGGGUGGUGUGAAAGGCGUAGUUGAAUGUGUAAUGUUUUGAACCAUUUAUGGAAGUUUGCCAUUUGUAUCUUGUGAAGGUUUGUGGUUUUACAAGAAAUGUUUCCAAGGCUCUCUCUCAUAGCACUUUUUGUAAAUUGAAUGCCUUCAUUUCCUCCAGUAUCUUUUGUGUAAAGCCUUUAUUACAAAUGUAUAAAUGAUAUAUUUAGCUCUCGUAGAGAACAGUAACAUGUACAUAGAAUAUAAAAUGGUUUAUUUUUACAGGUACAAUUUUCAUAAUUUUUCCUAUCAAACUGUCAUUUUUGCUUUACUUGCACAAGUAUUCUGUGUAUCUCAUUGAGGGGGGCUUUGUGUAGAGAAAGCAUAGUGACUGUUCAACUGCUUGUUUAGGUGAGAGCACAUGAAAUAAAUGAAGCUUAAAUUGACAGUUAUACAGCAAUCAGAUCAUCUUGUCAUGGGUUGUUUAAUUGGUUGUUAAACAGACAAACAAGAUACAUGUUCAAUAAGGUCAUUUUGUCCUCAUUAAUUAUCCUUACUGACAAGUGUGUCCUUAUGAAGUGGUUCCAGUCUGAAACCUGUUGCCUGAACAUGAAUUUUGCAAUCAGUUAAUUGCAGGUGUAACUUGAUGUAUAGUUCAUAUGGACUGUAUGACAGAAUCCAGGGACUUCCAUGGAUUAAAGAUGAAAAAGUUAAACACAUGGGAGAAAGUAUAUCCAGGUUUUAAAUCUGGUAUCAGAUCAAGCUCAUAAUUCUAAACCAAGCCUAAACUGUCCUGGAUAGUGAAAGAAGAAUGUGUUCCUAAGUCAUGCCAUGGCCAGGAGGCAGGAGAUGUUCUUCAGUGUGAGGUAUAGACCUUUAGCAAUUUAACAAUUGUUAAAUUGUUAUUAGCUUCAGUGGUACCAGUGAACUUUAUUGAAUGUGUAUGUAAGAAACACUGCAAUAUAUUUUGGUACUGGAUCAAGCUGCUAACAUACUUACAAAGCUCCCUAAGGUGCUACAGACCUCUUUUCUAGUUCUAAAAGGUGUCAUUUGUACAAACAAAGUAUGAAGUGUAGCUGAAGAGUUGUGUGUCUGGUUGUUAUAUAUAUAGUAGCUACGUUUAUUUUAUUGUACUGUGACUUUUGUAGUCUUUUCAGAGACUUGCCUGUAAAACUCACAUGCCCCCAACCCCCCUCCCCACCUGUGUGUUUUCAUAUUUGGAGACUGAGUCAUGGUGAGGGAUUGCUCUGAGUGAAGUCAUCCAGCAAAGAUGAGGAAAUCAGUUCUGACAGUGAGAAAUACAACUCCAUGUGAUGCCAUUCAAAAUGAGCGAGGAAGUUCACAGACGAACUGCAUUCCAGCCAUGUUGGUUGUGUUGCAUUUCAAAAAGUCACCCUUUGACAAUAAUGGACUCAUU
Molecule: messenger RNA, 6088 nt
Organism: Monopterus albus (swamp eel)
Lineage: Eukaryota; Metazoa; Chordata; Actinopteri; Synbranchiformes; Synbranchidae
Gene: plag1
Product: pleiomorphic adenoma gene 1
Exons: 3
Coding region: 249-1673 (474 amino acids)
Biological process (GO): regulation of gene expression
Cellular component (GO): nucleus
Source: RefSeq, a predicted model, not a curated record